Molecule: messenger RNA, 1077 nt
Organism: Abrus precatorius (Indian licorice)
Lineage: Eukaryota; Viridiplantae; Streptophyta; Magnoliopsida; Fabales; Fabaceae
Product: agamous-like MADS-box protein AGL30
Exons: 10
Coding region: 1-1077 (358 amino acids)
Biological process (GO): regulation of transcription by RNA polymerase II
Molecular function (GO): protein dimerization activity; DNA-binding transcription factor activity, RNA polymerase II-specific; RNA polymerase II cis-regulatory region sequence-specific DNA binding
Source: RefSeq, a predicted model, not a curated record
AUGGGUAGAGUAAAGCUAAAGAUAAAGAGGUUGGAGAACACCAAUGGCCGCCAAGCAACAUAUGCGAAAAGGAAGAAUGGAAUUAUGAAAAAAGCUACUGAGUUAUCCAUAUUGUGCGAUAUAGAUAUUAUACUUCUCAUGUUCUCGCCAAAUGGAAAACCUUCACUUUGCAUUGGGAGGCGCAGUAACUUAGAGGAGGUUAUUGCAAAGUUUGCUCAAGUAACUCCACAGGAAAGGGCAAAAAGGAAGUUGGAGAGUCUUGAGGCACUGAAGAAAACAUUCAAGAAGUUAGAUCAUGAUGUAAAUAUACAAGAAUUUCUGGGUACAAGUAGUCAAACUAUUGAGGACUUGGGUAAUCAAGCCAGGCUAUUGCAGACUCAAAUUUCUGAAAUUAAUAAGAGAUUAAGUCAUUGGACUGAGUUUGAUAAAAUAAGCAGUGUGGAACAACUGGGACAGAUGGAAAAUUCACUUAGGGAGUCACUUAAUCAAAUUCGAACUCGUAAGGAAAAUAUACAUAAGCAGCAACUUGUGCCAUUGCAGUGCAAUAACCAGUUUAGUGAAAUGAAUAUUCCCUUCAGAAUGAGUGCAGAGCAGCAUCUCCAACCUCUAUCAUGGAUUGCUAAUGGUGACAGCCAAAAUAUAGUUUUACCAGAGGACUCAAACUUGUUUAUCCACAAAGAUGUGGAAGGAUCUGCAAGUUCAUCUUUUGGGAGUUAUGCCAGUUAUCUUGGCUCAAGUAGCAAAACUGAGAUUUCUAACUCUGGCCAAGAAAAUGGUGUCCUUAGUGACAUGAGCAGUACAGCCCCUCUGAGACUACAAUUGAAUGGGCAGUUUCCAUAUCUGCCAUACAAUUUUAAUUUACUGAAUAAUUUGAAGUUCCAACCAUCUGCAGAGAUCAGUCCACAAGAAAACCCAGUAGAUUAUCAUGUCAAUGGAAGUUUUGAAGCCCCUAGUACUGGUUUUGAUUCUAAUCACCAUGGUUGGGCUUCCACAUCAGGGCCUUGUGCUGUUACUAUGUUUGAUGAGCAUUUGUACGCCCAGGCAAGUACCACUAAACUGCAUUUUGGCCUCACAUAG